CCGGCCCCUCUGACAAACCGCGCUGCGUCAUCGACCUGGGGAGACUCUUGAAUACUUUCAUUGGGCUGAAGAGAGACAAACUCACCUCACCCACGGUCCCCUCAGCAGCUCCUACCUGCGCCGGUCUCCAGAGCCAUUUGUACAACCAACCCUGUUCAUUCGGAGCGCACGGUUCACCGCGCUGUGGUUCCAACUUGUACACUCGCUUUUCGUGAAAUUCUUUCCGAACUAUGCUUUUAUUUAACGGUGUAUGAAGUGAACCAAUUCUUGCAGUGCUCUAUCUUCGGUGAAGGUGUUGUUCAUUACAGUCUCUCAGCCGGAGAAAGUUGCGCAUCGCUUGUUGAAUGCAGGAUACCUUCUGCCUGAGCGUCAAUUCCAAGUUCAGCUUUGGAGCAACAGUCGGUAAGGAGCGGGGACUCCAGCUUCUCACCUCUCUCGCCGCCGAUAUGAAGUCUGCAGAAGAAGAUGCAUACAGCUACACACCAAACGUCAGCCUGUCCCUUCCACUGGGCAUGGGAAACCCCUGUCUGGCCACCCAGUACCACACCUUACAGUCCAGCCCAGUCAUCUCAGUUUCUUCUUGCCACCAGACAAACUACAGCCUCCAAAAUGAUAACCAUGCAGCUUCCAGCUAUUACUUGCCCCAUGGCCUGAGACCCAAUGGGGCUCCAGCCUUGGAAAGCCCCCGUAUUGAGAUCACCGCCUACAGCCAGUACCCUGAGGAUAAGGUAGAGGAGAGCAACAGUGAGGACCACAUCAUCAGAAGAGGCGUUAACUCCAUCGUCACUCUGACACUACCUAGUGUAGACGGCUACCGUGAUCCCACCUGCCUCAGCCCUGCGAGUAGCAUCUCCUCACGCAGCUGUAACUCCGAGGCGUCCUCCUACGAGUCUGGCUUCUACAACUAUGACAACUCCCCACAGAACUCCCCCUGGCAGUCUCCCUGCGUUUCUCCUAGGGGUUCAUCCUCGCUUCUGUCCUGCCCACAUGCCAGUGGCCCUGCAGGUUCCCCUCACCAUUCGCCCUCCACCUCCCCUCAGAUAGGAGCCAUGGCUGAGGAAGGCUGGCCAGCUCAACCUCGCGGCUCCAGGCCCAACUCCCCUUCCUGCAGUGGAGGCAACGGCGGAGGUGGGGGAAUAGGGAAGAGAAAAUACAGCUUCAACGGUGCCCCCUACCAUCAGACAUCCUGCUCACCAAACCAGUCUCCUACGCCCUCUCCGCAUGGCUCCCCCAGGGUCAGCGUCACAGAUGAGAACUGGCUCGCCAACACCAACCAGUACACCAACUCUGCCAUAGUAGCCGCCAUCAACGCUCUAACCACAGAUGGAGUGAUAGACAUGGGGGAGGGAAUCCCAAUCAAGACACGGAAGACAAUGCUGGACCACUCACCCUCCAUGAGCCUGAAGGUGGAGCCUGGUGGCGAGGAGCUGGGUCCCGAUGGGGAGCUCUGCCAUGAGGACUACCCCUCCCGACUGGCCCUCAAGAAGGAGAACUUCUGCGGAGGGUUCCUGGACGUGCCCCAGCAUCCGUACUCCUGGUCUAAACCCAAGCCUUACCUCAGCCCAUCCCUGCCAGCUCUUGACUGGCAGCUUCCAUCGUGCUCCGGCCCGUACAACCUACAGAUCGAGGUGCAGCCAAAGUCCCACCACAGGGCUCACUAUGAGACUGAAGGCAGCCGAGGGGCCGUGAAGGCGCUCUCUGGAGGACACCCUGUAGUGCAGCUUUAUGGCUACAUGGAAAGCGAGCCGCUCACCCUGCAGCUGUUCAUAGGGACCGCAGACGACCGCCUCCUGCGACCACAUGCCUUCUACCAGGUCCACCGCAUCACCGGCAAAACCGUCUCUACCGCCAGCCAUGAAGUCAUGCAAUCCAACACCAAAAUUCUGGAGAUCCCUCUGCUGCCUGAAAACAACAUGAGAGCCAUAAUUGAUUGUGCAGGGAUCCUGAAGCUGCGUAAUUCGGACAUUGAGCUCCGCAAAGGGGAAACAGACAUCGGACGCAAAAACACACGCGUGAGGUUGGUGUUCCGAGUGCACAUCAACCAGUCCAAUGGCAGAACAGUGUCCCUACAGGCCGCCUCCAACCCCAUUGAAUGCUCCCAGCGCUCAGCACAGGAGCUUCCCUUGGUGGAGAAGCAGAGUGUGGAAAGUUACUCUGCCACGGGAGGCAAAAUGAUGCUCCUGAGUGGUCUUAACUUCCUCCCUGACUCAAAGGUGGUGUUCGUGGAGAAGGCCCAAGAUGGGCAUCAUCUGUGGGAGACGGAAGCCAAAGUUGACAAGGACUCCAUCAAAUCUAGUACUCUUGUUGUGGAGAUCCCACCAUACAGAAACCAGAGAAUAUCCAGCCCGGUGCAUGUUAACUUCUACGUCUGCAACGGCAAGAGGAAGAGGAGCCAGUGCCAGCGCUUCACCUACCUGCCUCCUAAUAUGCCGAUAAUAAAGACAGAACCCAGUGAUGAAUACGAUUCUCUGGUGACUGCAGGGCUGCCCAUGCAUUCAAAGCCCUACUACAGCCAGCCCAGGCUCACUCCCAUCAUGCCUGUGGCUGAUCCUGAUGCCUGCCUGGUCGGUGCGUACCCUCCUUGCCAGCCUCGCCAUGCUGCCAUUCCAUCAUCAUCUCCAAGCUCCAGCCCCACCCUGCAUGACCUGUCCCCUGUGGCAUACAGCAAGUGCCUCCCCAGCAGCCCCACCCAUGCGGCACCUCCAGGCUCUGUGGUGCCCCCUAUCCAGGAGAGCCCUGGCCGCCCCAGCCUCGUCCACCCAGCCUCGCCGGACCACAACUCUUGCCUAGGGAUGCUCCAUUCCCAGGGUAGCCCCAGCCACCUCAACAGCCCAGGACCCCAUGGUUACCACCCUAUCUAUGCCAACAGCAGCCCCUCAUCCUCCCCAGCAUCCCAUCCUUCCACUCCCAGUGGGACUGCGGAGAGCCCGUUUGUUCAGGCCUACAGCCCCAGCCAGGCUCCGGCGGCAGCCAACUCAGCCCAGGCCGGAGGGAGCCCACCCAGCCUGCUACCUGAAGAUGCCAGCCCCCCUUCAAUGGCCAUUACCGUCAAACAGGAGCCACAGGAACUGGACCAGAUGUACUUAGAUGAUGUUAACGAGAUCAUCAGGAACGACCUCUCCAGCAUUUCCGUGCAUACUCAUGCAUAGACAUCCAGAGGUCUUCUGCAGCAGCAGCAGCAGCAGCACACACACUCAAACAGCAGCACUGUUAACAGGAAGAGGACAAAAAAAAACAAAAAAAACAUAGAGAUCCAGAUUAUGAAGAAUACAUUUUUGACCAGGAUCUCCCACUGGACCAUUGUUGUCAUCAGCUCCUCCUCACUCAGAGACUGGCUGCAGAUUCACAUUGACAAUCACUGGCGAGCUCCAUUUGAAUAAACAGAUGAAUGUUAUAUUUACAAAAAAGGGAAGUGAUAUCAGGGGCAGAGUAUACGACUACACUUGCCUUAAUAAUUCACAGCAGGUGUUCUUUAGUGGACCAAACAGCUCAAUGAGACUGAACUACUCUCCUGUCGCUGACAAAUGACAAUCUUCUUCAUUUCGAGCCUGAUCUGUAUGUUAAUGCAUGGACAAACGUGAUUCAUCACUUCGGUUCAUCUGUUUGUGCAGUCAGUCCGCUAUACGACCGAAUCUGUGCCUUACAACAGUGAUAUUGACAGCAAACAACAACAGCAGCAGCAGCAGCAGUCACACAAAUGCAAAUGGUUCACGGUGACCCAAAGUGGAAGUUUUUAUAUGACAUUUUUGUAUCAUUUCAAUGAUUUGUUUACAGUGAAACAGAAUAAAAGGCUAGAAAAUACGUAGGGAGUAUGUGAAUUGUAGAAUUGUAUUUUUUUUCCCUUGCUUCCUUAUUAUUCCGUCGCUCAUUUAUACUGAAUGUUAUUGUAUGAUAUUCUUUUGUAUAAACAUGUAUUUGAAAAUAUGUAUGCCUUAUGCUUUUAUCGUGCGGUUUGCUAUUUAGCUUCCCCCUUUUUUUUCCAUUUGUCUUCCCCUGAUAUGAUUUGUACCAUUUCUACUACCCUGCAUUAUGCUUCUCACCUUAGUGCCUAUUUUUUAAUCAUCCUGUCCCGGUCUUCCAGUCCUCCACCCAGAUCAUGACAUAAUGAUGCACAGACAAUCAGAGAAAUAUACAAUACAUAUCCUAUGACAACAGUCCCUGGUUGCAGGGGCUUAUAAAGGCAGGUAGCAGAGUCCCCCUCCCCCUAUCCCAUCCCACCCCUCAGCUAUAAGAUAGUACAACAAUGGUAUGCUUACCUGCUGAAUUUAAAUGAGGAUACUCCAGGACAAUACACGUUUGUCUGUUACUUCUUGCACUGCAGGUUUGCAUGUAAAUAGGCACAGGAAUAUAAUAAGUGCACCACAGGCUCAGUUUUUACUUGUCAUCUGGGUGAUUCCACGGAAGAGUUGGCAGGACUGUUACUACUUACAGCUGGCAAUAAUUGAUCUGAUUAAACCAAAGGAUUUUAUCUUUGGUGAAAUUAUUGUCCAAGUUUUCUUUUUCUAUCAGAUACUUUAGCGUAGAAUGGUUCCCUAUACAAAAACAUACAAAAAACAAAAGAAAACAAAAAAAAAAAAAAACCAAAAACAUUAUGCACUUUACCGUAGAUACAGAGCAGGUUUUCCUGCCUCCAGACCAAAUAUUUGUACAUUGAUUUCCACUGUCAUGUCAUAAACGUACAGUACCUACAUCAGCUCUUCUUUCACACUGCUGCAGUCUUUUCAAUGUCAUCUGUCUUUUAGAGCAUGCAUACCGUACUAAUGUUGGGGAUCAUUUAGCUCACAGUUGCUUCCAGUAUAGCUUCCUAAUACAUUUUUGGACAUAUAGUAUAAUAGCAUGACUAAACUGUAUGAAUAAGGUUUCUAUUUUGUGCCUUACUCUCUUUCUUGGCUACAAGGUCAUUGCAACUCUAUAAUGCUUUUCUGUGUAGGCACAAGGUGGAACAUAUUUCUCUUUAAUAUGAAAUAUUUAUGAAAAAUGAAACGUGUUUUAAGUGCAUUUAAUGUGUUCUCAACAAUUAAUUAAUAAAUGGCAUAA
Molecule: messenger RNA, 5037 nt
Organism: Toxotes jaculatrix (banded archerfish)
Lineage: Eukaryota; Metazoa; Chordata; Actinopteri; Toxotidae
Product: nuclear factor of activated T-cells, cytoplasmic 1-like
Exons: 10
Coding region: 345-3149 (934 amino acids)
Biological process (GO): calcineurin-NFAT signaling cascade; regulation of transcription by RNA polymerase II; cytokine production
Cellular component (GO): transcription regulator complex
Molecular function (GO): DNA-binding transcription factor activity, RNA polymerase II-specific; RNA polymerase II cis-regulatory region sequence-specific DNA binding; transcription factor binding
Source: RefSeq, a predicted model, not a curated record